Galleria mellonella (greater wax moth) is the source of this 1465-nucleotide messenger RNA. RefSeq names its product lymphocyte antigen 75-like. The coding region runs from base 115 to 1032 and encodes 305 amino acids. The transcript is spliced from 5 exons. The record is from RefSeq and is a predicted model, not a curated record. NCBI's taxonomy places the organism in Eukaryota, Metazoa, Arthropoda, Insecta, Lepidoptera, Pyralidae. Gene Ontology annotation, molecular function: signaling receptor activity.
GUGCCAGUAGGUAUUUAAUAAUAAUGUAAGUAAACUUAUCAGUCGCAGUGGUAAAACAUAUGAUUCAGAGAACUGUCUUGUUAUUAGUCUCGAGUAGUGUAUUAUCGAAACGAAAUGAAGCAAUUUGUGUUUUUUAUUUUGAUAGUGUCCUCGCAAGCCAUUCCGCGUCGUGUCAGCAAAACCUAUCGAAACGAUUACACUUACAACAGAAAGAGUGAUGCGUUCUACAAGCUGCAUAUUGAGGCUACCGAUCAGCAGAAAGCGAGCCGGGUGUGCCAAGAGGAAGGCGCCGUGCUCAUGAUCCCUACCUCACACAUCGACAUAGUUCAGUUUCACGAGAUGUACAAACAGUUCCCGGACCUCGACAACUAUGUGUGGGUGGGUGACGAUAAGGCACAACAUGAAUCCGCUGAAGAACAAGCUAUAAUUGUUUAUGACGAAGAAGAAACCACACGUUAUAGUCCGCCGUGGAUCCGCGAUUGCAACGUUGUGACUCGACAUGGGGACGUAGAAAAAUACACAUGUACCAAUAGCCUGCCAUUUAUAUGUAAAGUGGACGCGAAUCAAGCACCGUACGACGAUGCUUGUGGUGUAUAUGGAUUUGGCUAUGAAUAUGUAUCAAAUAUUGGAAGCUGUUACAAGAUCCCAAGGCUGGCCUAUUCCUGGAAUCAGGCGUAUGCCGAGUGUCGUUCCCAAGGCGCCCACCUUGUGGUCCUCAAUUCUAAGGCGGAACACGACGCCGUUUUGCAGAUAAUGAAAAAAACGCGUCUCCUGCCCGAUUCUUACAUGCCAUACUACUACAUCGCUGGCUACAGGGCCGCUGUAUCCACUGAUGGAUCGCCAAGAGUAUUUAAAACAAUUUUCAAUCAAACAAUAGCAGAAGCCGGUUACUCCAAAUGGGCAGACACGGAGCCCAACAACGUUGGAGGAAAUGAAAACUGUGGCUCGUUAUUUGAAGGCGACGGUAACCUGAAUGAUCAGGAAUGCGCGAAGAGAUACGGCUUUAUAUGUGAAAAGGAGAAAAACUCGUAGUUUUAAUUGUUAUUAUUUUAACGUACGUACCUAUUAUUAAUAAAUUUAUAAAGUUUGAUGUUAAACAAUUCGAAUAUAAUUAUAUUUAAUUGUAUAUAUUUCAAAUAUAAAUAAGUAUACAUUUUUCUUUAUAUUAUCAUUGAAGUAUUUGUAAAUUUUGAAAAAAGAAAUUGACGCCAUAGAUAAAAUUAUUUUUUUAAUAAAACCUACAACUUCUUAUAAUUUACCCAGACUAUUACUUUUAGAAUUAAAAAAAAAAAAAUAAAAAAACUACUACUCCUCUUUAAACAUCAAUUAAGUGUUAUUUGGCAAGUAAAUGUUCACAAAAAAACUCGAUUGCACGUUCGACCAACGACAAAUUUAUCACUAUUAACAAGUAUAAGUUUUUUAUGUUUACAAAAAUACAAAUAUAUUUUUCAAUUAUCAUUAUUUA